GGGAAGCAAGCCCUGGAGGUCACGUCUGGACGGCAGGAUCGUUGGGGGUUCCGCUGUCAGCAUCUCCCAGUACCCAUGGCAACUAUGUUUCGAACUUGGCACUUACAACAUGUGCGGCGCCUCCAUCAUCAGCGUCAACUGGGCUCUCUCUGCAGCUCGCUGUGUCGAUGGCGUCUCCACCAGCCAAAUGCUGUUGCGUGCUGGCACCUCCACCAGGGGUAGUGGUGGUUCCACGCACAGAGUGGCCGCUGCCUACAUUCACGAAGGCUACUUUGGCAACGACUACGACAUCUGCGUCCUCCAAGUUUCUAACUCCUUCAGAUUCGGCACCAACGUGCAGCCCGUGGAUCUCGCCUCGGCGGACGCCACUGUUGGAAGCUUAGCAACAGUCACCGGCUGGGGUGCGACCUGGUACAACGGCAGCCCCUCCGACACGCUGCUGGCGGCCACCGUCAAGAUCAUAGACCGCAACACGUGCAACCACUCGUACGGCGGCAUCACUGACCGCAUGAUCUGUGCAGGAGUGACCGGAGGUGGCUACGGCGCCUGCCAGGGAGACACCGGUGGUCCUCUGGUGUCCGGCUCCACCUAUCAGGUGGGCAUCGUCUCCUGGGGCAAUGGAUGCGGCUUGGCCGACUAUCCGGGAGUAUACACCAACGUCGGCAACCUUUGGCCCUGGAUCCAGCAAGCUACUGGCAUCUAAGCAGUGGAACAGCUAUACUGCACAAAUAAUAGUCCUUUUCUUGAAC
Molecule: messenger RNA, 749 nt
Organism: Schistocerca serialis cubense
Lineage: Eukaryota; Metazoa; Arthropoda; Insecta; Orthoptera; Acrididae
Product: trypsin-1-like
Exons: 2
Coding region: 110-703 (197 amino acids)
Biological process (GO): proteolysis
Molecular function (GO): serine-type endopeptidase activity
Source: RefSeq, a predicted model, not a curated record